UCCCGCCCUGGCACAUCCCGGAGUCUAGAUCGUGGGAUUUCCCGAGCCUUUGCCUGAUCCCGGGGCAGUGGGAGCGGCGACCAGACGCGCUGCUAACAGCGGCUCCUCUCCGCUACAUUGUGUCAGUAGCCCCUCGCUGCCUUCAUGAGAAGCCCAAGAUGUCAGGGAAACAUUACAAAGGACCUGAAGUCAGCUGCUGCAUCAAGUACUUCAUAUUCGGCUUUAACAUAAUAUUCUGGUUUUUGGGAGUGGCCUUUCUCGGAGUUGGACUCUGGGCUUGGAAUGAAAAGGGCGUGUUGUCGAAUAUCUCGUCCAUCACGGAUCUCGGGGGCUUUGACCCAGUCUGGUCGUUCCUCGUUGUUGGAGGAGUGAUGUUCAUCCUGGGAUUCGCUGGGUGCAUCGGAGCGCUACGAGAGAACACUUUUCUCCUCAAGUUUUUCUCAGUGUUCCUCGGAGUGAUAUUUUUCCUGGAGCUUACUGCGGGAGUGCUGGCUUUCGUCUUUAAGGACUGGAUUCGAGAUCAGCUCAACCUUUUUAUCAACAAGAACGUUAGAGCCUAUCGAGACGACAUUGACCUCCAAAACCUCAUCGACUUCACGCAGGAGUAUUGGGAAUGCUGUGGGGCCCACGGUGCCGACGACUGGAACCUGAACAUUUACUUCAACUGUACGGACAGCAACACCAGCCGGGAACGCUGCGGCGUUCCCUUCUCCUGCUGCACCAAGGACCCCACCGAGGACGUCAUUAACACCCAGUGUGGGUACGAUGUGAGAAUGAAGGAGGUCCUUGAGCAGCAGAAUUAUAUCUACACUAAAGGAUGCGUCGGGCAGUUUGAGAAGUGGCUGCAGGAGAAUCUGACAGUGGUUGCUGGGAUAUUUAUUGGUAUUGCAUUGUUGCAGAUAUUUGGCAUCUGCCUGUCUCAGAACCUGGUGAGCGACAUUGAAGCGGUGAAGGCCAGCUGGUGACUGGAUGCCCGGCUCCCGACCCAUGGCGGGACGCGGCAUGGGAACAUGCCCACCCUCGGACAGUUAACGGUGCACUGAGCCUCGAGGCGUCCCUGGGGAGGCAUGGAGGGGAGCGACACGCACGGGAAAGAGGCCUCGGUAGAAAUGGCCAUUUCCCCCCUUACUCACCCCCUGCGCUUGCCCCCACUGCCGUCUGGACCUGUGGCCCUGGUGGAAAAUGUGGCGUCGUCGUUCCUAGGAUGGCAGACCGCCCGUGGAGAUUCGGACUGAUGCACCAUCACCGUGCCAAAGAUUCUCCUUUCUUCUCCGCGCUGCUGUGGUGCCAAUAUUCAACACCAUUGCGUUUGAGGAGCGCCCAAGGUCCAUGCGUGCAGACUCGCUCUCUCCUUCCACUGGAGCCCACAGAGGAAACGCCCUUCUCCCUCAGCGGUCCUUCAUAACAUAAAUAUAUAAUUUUUCUCAUCAGAUCAGUAACACAGGACACCAUUGUUGAUCUUGAAUCUGUGUCAGGAACUGUUUAUUGUCCCGCUGAGUUACUCCAGCAUUUUGUAUCUAUCUACUGUUUAUUGUACACGCUGUUUCUACAUUCAGUGUCCACAUCUUAUUUUGGGCAAACGUCACACCUUUGUAUUAAAAUAAUGUCAUAGAAUGGCAAAGAAUCUUGGGGAGAAAGCUGGAAAGAGGUGGCGUGGGACAAAGUAUGCAAGUGAUGGGUGGAUACGGUCAGAGGUGUACAAUUGGCAAUAAGAUGGACACAAAGUG
Molecule: messenger RNA, 1727 nt
Organism: Amblyraja radiata (thorny skate)
Lineage: Eukaryota; Metazoa; Chordata; Chondrichthyes; Rajiformes; Rajidae
Product: tetraspanin-5
Exons: 8
Coding region: 159-965 (268 amino acids)
Cellular component (GO): plasma membrane
Source: RefSeq, a predicted model, not a curated record